AUGGACGACGGCGGCGACUCGAAGCGCGUGAAGUUCGUCUUCAUCACGUGGGUCGGCGAGAGCGCGUCGCCGCUCAAGAAGGGAAAGGUCGCUCUUCACAAGAAGGAUUGCGCGACUCUAUUUAAGGGCUUCCAUAUUGAGAAGCAGUUGUACGAGAGGGAGGCCCUGGCGAGCCUGCAGAAGGAUAUUGAUGACACACUGAAGAUGGCGGGCGGCGCCAACUACGAUAUGGGCAACAUCCGCAUGGGCGUGCAGGCCGGCAACUCCGACAGCUACAAGUCUUUGGAGCUCUCAGAUUCACUAGAUGGAUUAUUCAUUCGCUGGCGCGAUGCGAUCAGUGGCGUCACGACUGGUUCCGCCAGCAGUGACGGCUCAGAGGAGCGGGAGCUCAUAGCAGGUGGGAAUGUGACGAGCAGGUGGGAGUGGGAUGCCGUAGCCACCCGCCUGUACCUGGAGAUUCUGUUCCUCGAGAACUCCCGCCCGCUGCACCGUGCGCUGCUCUCCGCGCUCGUGCGCAUCUUCGCGCUCCAUGGGGUUGGCGCAGCGGGGCGGGGCAGGGGGAAGGGCGGAGCCGGAGGAGGGGGAGGGCGGAAGGGGAAAAAAGAGGGGAAGGGAAAGAAGCAAAGGGGCGAGCGAGCAGAGAGAGGGACAAGUGCGGGGGAUAGCCAGGCAGAGGGGGGGUUGGGAGAUGGAGGAGUGAGGCAGGGAUACGGAGAGGAGGAUGGGGAGAGUGUUGCAGGGAGAGCGAGGGCGAUAGUGGAGAGUGUUAUCGCGUUGUGCUGUAACGAGUACGGCGUUGGUGGCUCCAAGAGGCGGCAGUUCGCUGCAGCUGCAGCAGGGGCUUCCAUCACUGCCGCCCAGUUCCAGGUUUGUGCUUGCCGCCCCUCCCCCUCUCCCCCUCUCACUCCUAGUCACAUUCAUGGCACUCCACUCCCACUCGUGCCAUCCGCCCCACUCGUGCCAUCCACCCCCAUCCACGGUCAUCCCCGUUCCCUUCCUUCCACACUCGUCCCCGUUCCCUUCCUUCCACGGUCGUCCCCAUUCCCUUCCUUCCAGGCACCCUUUGACAGCUCAUCUCGCCUCGUGGCGCGACAGCUGGGGCACGUUCUGAGUGCAGACGUGGCAGCAGUGGUGGACCACAUGCAGCCACGUGGCAGCAGUGAGGACAGGUUUCCAAGGGGGAGCAGGAGCAGCACAUGCAACGAUCAUGAGGGGCUCUCUGAUGCCGCUGGCAUGGCUGACGUAGGGCAAACAGCUGCCAAAGAAGCCUCGGAAGCAGGUUUGGGAGCAGGUUCGGGAGCAGGUUCGGGAGCAGGUUCGGGAGCAGGUUCGGGAGUAGGUUCGGGAGCAGGUUCGGAAGGGGGGGGCCACGUGGUACCAGCAACGAUGGAGCUGUGUCAGGAGGCGCUGUCAACGCUCUACUACCUGCUGCAGCGCUACCCUCUAGAGUUUGCUCUGCGCCCUUCCAGCACCCAAGGCCAAGGCGAGCUGAGCAGUCAAGGCAGUGAGAGGACUGGGAGCGUUGAGAGCAGUGAGAGCAACGGGAGUGUUGAGAGCGAGGGCGUGUGUGAGGAGCUGCUGUCAGUGCACGGCGCUGUAGUGAGAGUGCUACAAACGGGGGUGCUUUCCAGAGAUGCCACUGUAGCAGCGGCUGUCGCUCUCUGCGCCUUGCUGCCUCUCAUCCAAUCAGAAAAAAGCUCUGGUGCAACAGCAGGGGAAGAGAAGGGCGAACAGGAGGAGGAGGAGCGGAGGGAAGGGCGGCUGGCUGUGGCUCUAGCACGCUCCUUCUUUUCCUCCCCUGCCUCCUCUUCGUCCCCUUCCGCCCCUGCCAUGCUGCCAUCAGCUGCUGUCGCGAGUCCUACCCCUGCUGUGUCUGCAGCGCCAGCAACCGGCUUAGCAGCGGCUGCUAGCGAGUUUGUGGACCCAUUGACAGUACUGGAGGCGCUUAAAACGAGGCAGGAGCGAGCAGAAGCAGGGCAGUCGGGUGCAUGGUUGGUGGACAUGGGGAGGUUUCCUCUGUUCAGCCAGCUGUGCUGCAUCCGAGGCAUGCUCACUGCUGUUCCCCGCCAAGCCCUCACUCACCUCCUGCUGCUGCUGCCCACGCCCUUGGCCGUGCCUGCUCAGCCGCUUGAAGCAGCAGGUGCAGCAAGAACAGCAGCAGGGGAGGCAGCGACCCCCCAGGCAGAGGAUGUGCGCUGCUGGUCGCUGCUCUUUCACGGCCUGCUGCCCCGUGUCCUCUCUUUCUGUGAAGCUUCCUCAGACGCGCACACCAAGUUCCAUGCGCUCACCGCCCUCCAGAUAUGCCUCCACCAGAUCAAGACAAGCCUGCUGGACGGCACCUGCACUGCCUCCCGCGCACUGUUCACCCGCCAGGUGGCUCGAAUUCGUGCGACGUGGCAGUCCGGGAUUUGCGGAGCGGAGGUGUCAGCAGCAUCAGCAGCAAGCCAGGAAGCUGAUAUAUUUCCUCUUAGCCAAUCGGUGGAAAUUUCGAUGGAGGAUGGCGGUGUGCCGGCGUAUGAGGAGAUGCCACGUGGCAUUGUGGAUAGGAUCCUGGGCGCGGUGUGGGGCCACUGGGAGGAUCCGCUGACUCAGACGGCGAGGCAGGCCCACGUGGCACUGGACCUGCUGCUGGACGUUGUUGAAUGCCUGGGACGCGUGGGCGAAGGGGAUAAGGGCGCGGGGGCUACAGAGGAAGAGAAGGGAGGAGGAAAAGAUGUUGCUGGUUCUGUAGGUGACGGUGUGAAAGAUGAGCGGGAGGAGAAAGGGAGGGAAGAGGAGGAGGAGGAGGAUGUGGUGGAGGGGCUGGGGUUCAUGAUGGCGGAGGAGCAGGGAGAGGGGGCAGAGGGGGGACGAGAGCAGGAGCAGGAGGCAAGGCAGAGUGGGACAGCAGAGGCGAGGCCAGUUGCUGCACCAGGAGGGGCGGCUGCAGCUGCAGAAGGGACGGACGAGGAGGUUGUUUCCGGUGCAGGCGCAUCCCGCGUAGGCGGCGAGUUUCGGCGGUUUGCGGAGCAGCUGGCUCAGGAGGUGCUGGCGACGGGGCCGCACAGGAAGGGGCGGUAUGUUCCCCUUGCCUCGCUCGCUCUGCGCUUGGGCGCUGCUCGCCUGCUGCUCAUGAGCAAGCAGGGGCGCUUGGAGGGCGAGGAAGGCGAGAGGAGCGUGGGGAGUGAGAGGAAUGGAGCAGCAGGAAAAGGGGAGGGAGCAGGAGGGAGUGUGCGGUUCCCGGUGGGAGUGUUGGGUGACGCCCUAGCAGCCAUGGGCGACGAGGGCGUGUGCUGUGCUGUCGCCUCCUUCCUCUCCCCCUUCCUCUCCCGCCUCCGUGAGGAGUGCUGGGCCGGCACAGCAGGCACAACGGCCACAGCAGGAAUUGGGGAGGGUCAGGAAGGCGGCGGAGAGGGGGGAGGCAACGUGGAGUGGCGGAGGGUGUGGAUGCCAGCAGUGCUGUGUGGGCUGGUGGCAGGGCCGUCUCUGCACCGCACCAACGUGGCCACCUACGCCCUCCCCGUGCUCCUCACCCUCGACCCGCCCUCGCUCUGGCCCCUCCUCUCCUUCCUCACCGCCCUGCCCCCAGGCAGCGAGGGAGGAGAGGGUAUUGAGGAUAGAUUGGGCAGCGCGGUGGCGGUGUGGGAGCACUGGCCUGAGCUGGCGGAUGUGAGGGGAGGGCCGCAUGGGGAGUACCCGUGGGGGGCGAGUGUGGAUGCGCGGGUGGGGGCGGUGGUAGCGCUGCUGCGCAUGGGGCGCGGCAUGGGCGUGCUGGAUGGACCCCUGGAGGCCGCUGGUAGGGGCGGCCGGGAUAUGUGGGCGCAGAGGGCGGGUUCAGGGGAUGAUGAGGAGGAGGAGGAGGAGGAGGAGGAGGAGGAGGAGGAGGAGGAGGAGGAGGAGGAGGAGGAGGAGGAGGAGGAGGAGGAGGAGGAGGAGGAGGAGGAGGAGGAGGAGGGAGAGAGUGGGGAUGGGGAGAAAGGGAGGGCGGACGGAGAGGAGGCGGGGAGGAGUGACUGGUCCGGCGGGCCGCAGACCGUGCUGACGUGGAUGCUGGAGCGGGCGACGUGGCACGCUGACGAGGCGGUGCGGGUGGACGUGGCGGAGCUGCUGUGCAUCUCAUUCCGCACCACGGCCAUGCCGUCCCCCCCCGAGCUGCACCUGCUGGGGCUCGCCUUCCCCCUCAACCUGCGCUGCUCCUCGCCCAACCUGCGCAUGCGCUGGUGCUCCAUCGUGCGCCGCUUCUUCUCCCGCGUUCGCGCUGCCGUGGAACGGCAGGAGAGGAUGGCUGCUGUCACCCGCCGCCAGAAAAUGGUUGCGCUGGGGGGAGGCGAAGCAGGGAAAGGAGGCGAUGCUCGGGGAGGAGGUGAGGAGCAGGAGGAGGGGGGAAUGAAGGCAGGGGAGGAGGGGGGGGAAGAGGGGGAGAGGGAGGAGGGGGCGAGUGUGGGCGAGGUACAGGCGUUCAUGCAGUGGCUCACUGCGCUGCUCUUCUCCUCGCUGUACCCCUCCGCACCCUAUGAGCGCAAGAGCAUGGCUCUCGACACUCUCUCCGCGCUCAUGGACGUCUGGAGCCCACAUGACUUCCUCCCGCCUCACACUGCCGCUGCACUGCCCCCUCACACCACCCCACACCUCCCAACCUUCUCCCCCUACCCGCCCGGUGCGCUGGCCCCAGGCAGCACGCACCUACUGCUGGCAGCAGCGGUGGACAGUUGGGACCGGCUGAGAGAGGCGGCGCUGGGGGUGCUGCUCAAGUACCCUGCUCCGCUGCCGGGGUUGGAGAGUUCAGGACAGGUGGCAGAGGUGGUGGAGUGGGCGUGUGGGCUUGUGAUGAGCCCGAGGGUGAGGGAGAGUGAUGCGGGCGCGCUGGUGCUGAAGCUGGUGUUUAAGAAGUAUGUGGUGGGACUGGGGUGGCAAGUGAGGCUCUUUCCCUCCGUUUCUGUCACGCCUCCUCCUGCUGCUGUUGUUGGUGAUGAAGCUGCUGCUCCUGGUGCUCUUGCUGACUGUGCUGUUGAGUCUGGGGGCAGCAGCAGCAGCAGCAGCAGCAGCAGCAACAGCAAUGGGCAAGGGGUACUGGUGGAGUAUGUGCAGUCGCUGAACGAGUGGCUGGCAGCGCUGGUGGAGGAGGGUGAGAGGGACAUGAUCGGGGCGUGCCGGCACAGCCUCGUGCACGGUGUGCUGCUGCUGCUCCGAUACACGCUCGAGGAGGUUGACUGGACCGAACCAUCCAUGCACACCGCUGCUGAUGCUGCUGAUGGGGCUGACGGGGCUGAUGGGGCUGAUGGGGCUGAUGGGGCUGCGCAGGAGGCGCAGACAGCAGGGGGCAUGAGGGGGGUGCUGCGGCGGGUGCUGGCGCUGGUGCUGCGAGUGACGGGGCUGGCUCUGUGGGUGGUGGCAGCAGAUGGGUUGCGCGUGGACGUGGGGGAGGGGGGACGGCUGCAAGUGAGUGACAAGGACGCACAGGGGACCAGUGCAGUGUGCUGUGAGGGGCGAGAGGAGGAGAAUGAGGGGGAGGAGGAAGGUGAAGAUGGGGAGGUAGAAGGCAACGAUGCCGAUGAUGGUAUUGCCGAUGCUGCUGAUUAUGCUGUUGCUGAGGACGAUGUGAUGGGAGCCGGUGAAGACGAUGGCAGUGGGCAGCAGCUGGCCCCGGUGGAGCAGAUGGUGAUGGUGGCGUGCUGGCUCUCCAUGAAGGAGGUCUCUCUGCUCCUCGGCACGCUCGCUCGCUCCGUGCCGCUCCAGGCUCAUGCGGGGGCAGGCGAGGAGGAGGUGGAUGGGGAGGAGGGAAAGCGGGCGACGGGGAGGAGGGGAGAGGGAGGGGAGAUGGAGGGUGGGGGAGAACUGCUGGAUGCUGUGCAGCUCAAGCAAGUGGGAGAUCACUUCGUCUCCCUCCUUCUAGCCAUGAAGCACAACGGGGCCGUCGACAAGACGCGGGCCGGCUUCAUAGCGCUCACAGACCGUCUGCUGCGCUGCCCUUCCCCCGCCCUCAACGCCCUCCCGCGCUCCUGGCUCACCACACUGCAGCGCCGCCUCACUGCACCGCACCAGACCCUCACCGACCUCAUCCGCCGCUCUGCUGGCCUGCCCGCUGCGUUCCUGGGGUUGUUUCUGGGCGAGCCCCAGGGGGCGCCGAAAGUGCUGCUGCCCCGUGCUGUGGCAUGGCUGCUGGAGGUGGUGGGGGGGGCGGAGAGACGGGGUGGGGUGGGGAGAGACGCGGAGGGUGUGGGGGAUGGUGCAGAAGUGGAAGGAGGGGCAGGAGGGGAAGAGUGGAAAGGUGGGCGUGCAGAGCAGGCAGGAGAAGCGCUGGUGCCAGGACCAGCAACAGUAGCACCAGGGGUGCAAGCUGCAGCAACAGCACCAGCACUGUCCCUCAAGGCACGAGAGGAGGGAGUGGUAGCAGCGGUGCACGCAUGGAACGUGCUGCGCCUGGCCUUCCACGACACCCACCUUGCCACUGACACCUCCGCCUUCUGCUCCCCUGCUCUCCAAGCCGCCGUCGCCGCCGCCCGCUCGCCGCACUGGGAGGUGCGCAACGCAGGCGGGCUGUGCCUGGUGGCACUGCUGCACCGCAUGCUGGGCUUUAAGAACGUGCCCCGGGCGGGGCGGCCGUGGGCGCGGGAGCAGGUGGUGUGCAAGCAGACGGCGAGGCAGAGCAUGACAGCAGUGGAGUUCUUCCUGCGCUACCCUCAUCUGCACGCCUUCUUCCUCCGCCACCUCCGACAGGCUGCGCUCGCCUUCCUGCCUUCUGCUGAGAUCCCCCCUGCUGACGUUUCCCCCUCCCCCACCGCCACCACCAGUGCCAGCGCCACCACCUCCGCUUCUUCCACCUCCUCUUCCCCUGCCUCCUCCCAGCCGCUGCAUCCCGCCCUGGGCCCCGCGCUCAUCCUGCUCUCGCGCCUCAAGCCCUCCACCCUCACCUCCCCCUCGCCCUCCUCCUUCCUCUCCCCCUCCGCCUUCGUGCCGGCCGUCUCGCUCUGCGCCGCCCACCCCCGCAUGCACAUCCGAGAGCUCGCCGCCCGCGCGCUCGUGCCCAUUGUGGCCUCCACGGAAGUUUCCGGGAUGCUGCUGAAGCUGGCACGCAGUCUACCAAAGGAGUGGGGAAGAAGGGGUGGGAUGGUUGGGAUGGAUGGUGGUGAGGAGGGACGAAGUGAGAAGGAAAGUGAGGAGGAAAAGGAGAAGGAAUGUGAGAAGGGAGGUGAAGGUGAGGGCGGGAGGGGAGGUGCAGGUAUGGGGUACAAUGCGGUGCAUGGUGUGCUGCUGCAGAUGCGCCACCAGCUUGCCGCCUACUGGGUUGCCGGCACUGGCCAGCAGCAGCAGCAGCAGCAGCAGCAGCAGCAGCAGCAGGGGGGAGGGGAGGGGGCCAGCAGGGCAGCAGACGUGCAGGAGGUGCUGCAGGCGCUGCAGCAGCGGCGGUGGCUGGGCGACCCCCUCGCUUGCUGCUGCCCCAGUGUGGUUGCAGAGUAUCUCACCGUCUCCCACCUUCUCCUCUCCUCCGCGCUCCACGCCUCCCCUCCCCUCUCCGCCCUCCUCUCCUCCGCCCUCCACUCCUCCACCUCGCUGUCCUCCCCUCCCCUCUCCACCCCUCUCCCCACCGCCCCUCACCCCUCUGCACCACCCCUCACCCCAAUGGUUCAAGCCACAGCAGCCGCCUUCCUCCCGCUAGCCCUGCGUGCCUUCUCCUUCCACCCGCCUCUCCGUUUCACCAUCCUCGACCCCACAGCCCUCGCUCUCAGGCAAACCGCCGCCUCUCUGCUCCUCUCCCCAGAAGCUGUGUGCCUGGCAGGCCGAGGCCUGUGGGAGGGGCUGGGUGCUGUGGAGGGGGAUACGAGGCGAGAAGCAGGGGUGGGAGAGGGCGGGGUGUGUGGCAGUGCGGAUGCGUUUUGGCAGGUGGUGCUGUCAGCAGUGCAAGACCCCUGUCGAGACGUGCAACUGUCAGCUCUCCGCUCCCUCUCCCACCUCUUCGCCUCCCCUUGCUUGCUCGCGCCGCUGCUGUCACCGCUCCAGACCGCGCCUCACCGCAGCAGCAGCGGAGAGGGCGGAGUGGGGGCGGUGCUGCUGGCGGUGGUGCAGGGGGUGCAGCAGGAGAGGCGGGUGAACGGGCGGGACGAGAUGAGGUGCCGGCGGCUGCUCAAGGUGCUGCUGCCCGCCCUCUCCCUGCCCUCCCUGCAGCCCCUCCUGCUGCCCCUGCUUCCCUUUGCUCUGCUGCCUGGAGAACCACCACUGGCAGGGACAGCAGAGGAGAGGCAACCUGGUGGCCCCUCCCACGUGCCUGACAGCACUGCAGCUAGCAGCGAUAGGAGCGGGUGUGCAGCGCUGUGGGCGGUGGUGCUGGAGAUAUUUGAGACGGCGCGCGUGCUGAAAACGAGGGAGGCGGCGCUGAGGUGCCUGGGGCACUGCUUCCGCCUUCUGCUCUCCCAGCAUGGCCGCCUGGCCGGGUGUGGAAUGGAGCAGCAACAGCUGCAAGGUGCCUGGCAGCAGGAGGGCGCGAAGCAGUCAAUGGAGGGGGUGUUGACUUCAGGAGACUUUUCCCUGGGUCAGGGCCGAGGUACGGGGAACCUGCUGCAGCUGGCUGCCACGUGGCUGCAGCUGAUUGGCGAGCAGAGUGCGGCGCACCGGCCAGUGAGUGUGCGGCGGGCGGCAGCGGAGGCGGUGGUGUCGUCAGGACUGCUGCUGGAGGUGGGUAGAGUGGGGCACGUGCUGCGCUGUGAAGCAAUGGGAGUGGAGGGAGAGGAGGGAAAAGAGGGAGCAGAGGGUGGGGAAGGAGGGGAGGGUGCAGUGAUGGAGUAUGCGAGGGUGGUGGUGCGUGCAUGGCUGACAGUGAUUAGAGUGAUGGAGGAUGAAGAUGAGACGCUUCGCAAGUCCCUCGCCACUGCCGUCCUCACCAUCACCACCACUGCCGCUGCCGACGCCGCACACCCACACGCACCACCCACUACAGCAGCAGUGUCGUCGGCCUUUGUGCCGGCACAAGUGGAGCGGGCAGUAGAGGCAGCACUGGCACACGUGUCGCUGUGCCUGCGUGCCUGCCCGCCCGCCCUGCUGCCCGCACACCUGGCAGCCUGGGUGCUUCACCCCGACUUUGUCUCCCCCUCGAGCUUUCAGCGCCUCACUGCCUUGGACCGCCUGGGAGAUGAGUUGGUGGGUGAGGAGGAUGAAGAGGAGGAGCAGGAGGAGGAGAGUGCAGCAGAGAGUGAGAGGAGGGAUGGGGAAACGAGACCAGGAGAGGAAGGAGCAGCGGCAGCAGUGCGGGCAGUGCCGGGGUUUGUGCGGAGGCUGUUUGACCGAGAGGUUGAUAACCACCACGAGGAGCCCUUGCUGCUCGCACACCUCUGCUGCCUGCACCUGCACCAAGCGCUGCAGCACUGCCCGCCCUCCCCUGCGCUCCUCAGAACAAUCACCACCUGGAAAUUGGUCUUUGCAAGAAGGUUUUUCACCGAGGCUGCCCAAGCUGCCCGGCUGUGCAAGUCGAUGAAAUGGGUGGGCGGGCCGACGUUUCACCAGGACUCUUUUUCUGCCCUGAUUCGGCCGCUUCUUGGGUUGUGGGCGCUUAGCAAAGUGUCGUUCUCGGGAGCUGGGCGUGUCGAGUGUCUUGCACUGGGUUGGAGAAAUAUGAGCAGAGAGGAGUGUGAAAAGGAGUGUGUCGAGAGCAGCAGUGGGGAUGGGAGUGAGUGCACGGCAGCAGUGAGUGCGUUGCAAGCAACAGCCGAGGAUGUGCGGAGGACAAGGAAGCUGGUCAAGGCAGCUGCGAGGAAGCUGCAGGAGAUGCCUGUGAAUCCCAUCCUGCAGAGUGUGCUCUCAGAUGUGAUGCGGGCGAAUGCUGAUGAUGAUGCUGAUGAUGAUGCUGUUGAUGAUGCUGAUGAUGAUGCUGGUGCCAGGGAGAGGGGUAGGAAGGGGAUGCGUUGGGAGAAGGAUGUGCUGUGGUGUGAUCCGCUUUUCCUCUUGCAUGCACAGUCGUACGGCAUGUGA
Molecule: messenger RNA, 9939 nt
Organism: Closterium sp. Naga37s-1
Lineage: Eukaryota; Viridiplantae; Streptophyta; Zygnematophyceae; Desmidiales; Closteriaceae
Source: the annotation of a GenBank genome assembly